Messenger RNA from Cavia porcellus (domestic guinea pig), 2192 nucleotides. It is a transcript of the gene Lime1, whose product is annotated as Lck interacting transmembrane adaptor 1. Gene Ontology annotation, molecular function: protein kinase binding. Gene Ontology annotation, biological process: T cell receptor signaling pathway; B cell receptor signaling pathway. The transcript has 5 exons. Bases 1119 to 1988 code for a protein of 289 amino acids. The record is from RefSeq and is a predicted model, not a curated record. NCBI's taxonomy places the organism in Eukaryota, Metazoa, Chordata, Mammalia, Rodentia, Caviidae. Gene Ontology annotation, cellular component: B cell receptor complex.
CUUAGCGCCCAGUUCUCACUCAGGUGGAGCUGGAGGAGUUGUGAUAGGCCCUUGGACAACAGAGUUGGCAAGGCAGGCUUGAGGGGUUGGGGGUCCAGUGCCAGUGCUUGGUGGCUGCUGAUCAUCCAGUUGACCUACUGUUUGCCUUGGCCCUGUCUUCCCAUCCAGUAUGAGAGGACAUGAGUUAGGUUCUCAGAACAGUGGCUUGUGGCACCCAGUGAGUCACAACUACACCUUGGGUGGGGCUAUAGCAAGUGGAUGAGGCUGAGUGUGGCUACAGCAGGAGCAGCUGCAGCUGAGGGUUGAGUGGCUGGUAGAAGGUACUGAGAUGGGCAGGAAGUGAGGUGAGGAGCUCACUGAGGACCCACAAAGACCUUCCUGGCUGCCCCAGACAGGGCCAAGGAGGAGCUGUGCUGUGACCUUGGUAAGUUCUCGCUCCAUCCUCCAGCAGGGGCAGGUUCCCAAGCCCCUUGGCACUCUUGGGACCUGGCUGUGUCCAGGUUAGUUGUCUUCCCCCACUUCCAUAAAAAAAAAAAAACCCUACUCUUCUAGUCUAGAUGGACUCACCCUGACCUCCAGACUCCCCGCCUUUCUAACUCCUGCAAAGUUUAGGCACGCCCCCAACCCUCAAUUCCGCCAAGCCUGAUCCUCGGAAGAGUAUAGGCCUUUUGUGGAGGCAGGAAAUAGUGGAUGGGGCCACUCAGUGUCCUGCCUGCUGAUCCCUCCACUCUAGCUGCUCAGAGGCUGGGCUGUGUAGUGAGUGGCUGAUGGGCAUCACUGUAGACAAGGGGGCUGCACCUUAGUAGAGGGCCAUAAAUGAGGUCUGUGGGUUGUGGAUCACAGCCCCAGGGGUGUGACUUCAGGGACUUCCCCAGACCUUGGUUUAGAGUGCAGUGACCAAAACUUUGGUGAGGUCACAGCUGUCCAGGCCAUACUUCUCCAUCUCCACAGCUUUUGACUCCCUGUUCAGGGGUAUGCAGAGCUUUAGGCACUCAGCAAGGUAGCACCCUCUGCAAGGGCAGGCCUGCAAGGCCUGGGGUUUCCGGUGUGCUGAGUCACAGCCAUGGGGAGCCGCCCACGGGUUGGGGGGUGCUGCCUGAUCUCUCAACCACCCCUUCAUGCCCCUCUCUUCUGCCCCUAGAGGCCUGCUUCACAGGAUGGGGCCAUCAGUGUCUGUAUCCCUGCCAGCCCUCUGGGUCCUAGGGUGUUUCUCCCUUCUCCUUUGGCUGUGGGCAUUGUGCACAGCCUGCCACAGGAAGCAGGUGCAGAGCCACCAGGCAAAACUACAGAACACUUUGAUGCUGGCAGAAGUGUCACCCCUGAGGCAGACCCACCUCUGCUCCCUCAGCAAGUCCGACCCUGGGCUACAUGAGCUGCACUGUGGUACCCAUGGCAGCAAAGCCCCAAGGCCUGCCAGCAUGGAUCUUCUACACCCACACUGGCUAGAAGUUUCCAGAAACAGCCCUAGGCCACAGGCAGCCCCCUCUGCUUUCCCACCUCAGCAGCUGCCUGGGGCCCUUUGUGCUACUGCCCUCACACUGUCCAUUGGUCCUAAGGCCACCUAUUCCAAUGUGGGGCUGCCUGCCAUCUCCAGAGCUAGCCUGGCUGCUAGUCCUGUGGUAGGGACACGGCUGACCACCAGCCGUCACAGGCCAGGGCCUUGGGCCAGACCUGUAUUGGCUGAGUAUGCUUCCAUCCAGAAGUUCAAAGGGACAGAUCUAGGCCCCCAAGAACUGCAGCAGAGGAAGGCUAAGAUGAUGCCAGAUGCUCAGGUGGAUAUCCUGUACUCCAGGGUCUGCAAGCCUAAAAUCAAGCACUUGGGACCCACCACAGACCACCAGGACCACAAGGGUACAGGAGCAAUUCUGGACCUGGAAAAUGACUUGGCCUAUGAGCCUCUUCCUCUUAGGGGCCUGGUCAUGGACAGCAACCCCCUGGAAAAUGUGUAUGAGAGCAUCCGGGAUGUGUGUACCUCUGAAGGUCCAUAGCCCCCCAUUCUGCCUAUUAGCAUAACUGGACAGACAUAGAGCACCAAGUCCCCUAAAGAAGGUUUGAAGACCUGUCUUGUCCUUAGUACCUGGAUUCCUUCCUCCAACCUGAGCCCCCAGCCCCAGGCUCAGCCACUGCCACUGCGAGUGCCCUUUCUUCCCCUAAACCUGUGUCCUAAUAAAUCCCAGUCACCAGAUAACGGA